GGUAUACCUUUAUUCGAUAACAAUACAUCCGUGACACUGGAAAUGACAUCACUAUCAAUGACAUCAUAUCCUGUUACCUUGGAAAUGACAUCAAUGUUGGGGACAUCACAAUCUGUUACCCUGGAGACGACGUCACUGUCAAUGACAACAACCUUGUACGACCCUAAUUAUCCAUGGAAUGGAGACUGUUCCAAUGUUUUGGGUGGUGGUCCACCAGCAAGUAAUGUCUACACAAUUAUUCCAUCGGGAGCACCAGGGCCAAUUUCAGUCUAUUGUGAUGUGAAGCCAGAAGGAGUUUUUACACGCAUCAUGGAGCAUGGCGGGAACUGUGGCGUUGACGACUGGAACCUUCCUAUGUCGGAUUACAUCAGUGGAUUUGGGCAGGAUGUAUCGUGCGAUCAUUGGAUAGGACUACAAAAUAUGUUCUAUCUUACAAACACGAUCAGUAACUACAAACUGGAAAUCAACAUAAGGCUUGAAAAUGGUAACAACGAUUCGAUACAUUAUGGAUCUUUUUUGGUCAAAGAUCCAACGGCCUGGACAUUGCGACUUGAUUCAUUCAGCGGAAGUACCAAUAAUUACCUUGGCAACGGUUUUGAUAACCUACCCACCGCAAGCAGUGCGGAUUUAAUUGAUAAUGAAGAUUUUGAAGCAAAUGGAGUGAAUGUUUACGGAUGUUCAGGAGGGGAUAAAUCUGGGUGGUGGUUUUCUCCUAAUUGCUUGAAUACAAACCUUUGUUUACCUUUAGGACAAGUCGAAAAAGCACUUUAUCCUACAACGAGACAAAUAUUAUGGCCAGAAUUAUCAGGAAAUGAUCAAGUAGUAAAACAUGUAACAAUGCAAAUUAGAAAAACAAAUUAG
This is a messenger RNA of Saccostrea cuccullata (small rock oyster), 861 nucleotides long. Its product is annotated as fibrinogen-like protein 1. The transcript has 2 exons. NCBI's taxonomy places the organism in Eukaryota, Metazoa, Mollusca, Bivalvia, Ostreida, Ostreidae. The coding region runs from base 43 to 861 and encodes 272 amino acids. The record is from RefSeq and is a predicted model, not a curated record.